This is a messenger RNA of Anopheles coluzzii, 432 nucleotides long. Its product is annotated as keratin-associated protein 6-2-like. The record is from RefSeq and is a predicted model, not a curated record. NCBI's taxonomy places the organism in Eukaryota, Metazoa, Arthropoda, Insecta, Diptera, Culicidae. The coding region runs from base 1 to 432 and encodes 143 amino acids. The transcript has a single exon.
AUGGCCCUAACAGUGCCAAUCCAAAACACGCGAUCCACUGGUGUUUCGGUGCCAACAGCAAGCCUGGAAUCUGUAGACAGCAAAGCAAAUCAACAACCGGCGACUCGUCAGUUGGCGAAUGAUCCUGAAGCGGACCGCAACAAACGGCACCUCGGCUUCGGAGGCAUCGGUAUCGGUGUGGGUCUGAUCGGUGGAGGAUUCAGCCCGUACGACAACUAUGGCUACGGUGGCUAUUAUGGAGGGCAUGAAGGCUACUACGGCGGCUAUGGCAACCAGUUCGGUGGCGGUUUUGGAGGACCGUAUGGCUAUGGAGCGCCACCUGGCUUUGGAAGUCCUUACGGCUUUGGUGGCUUCCCCGGGCCAUACGGAGGAUACGCUAGCGGGUACCAGUACGGCUACGGGUCCGGAUACAGCAGUGGAUUCUUCGGCUAG